Molecule: messenger RNA, 1384 nt
Organism: Lottia gigantea (owl limpet)
Lineage: Eukaryota; Metazoa; Mollusca; Gastropoda; Lottiidae
Exons: 11
Coding region: 100-1371 (423 amino acids)
Cellular component (GO): nucleus; cytoplasm
Source: RefSeq, a predicted model, not a curated record
AAAUUUAACGCGAUUUGUUUACAAUAUCAACGUUUUUUACUGUUUGAAAUUGAAAAUGUAUUCUUGUCUCUUGAUCGAUGAGACGAAGGUGAAGUAACCAUGGCAACUCAAUCUGAUUUAAUAAAUAGUAGUAGUAAUUAUAAUCAUUUAGAUACAAAUAAAAGUAAUAAUAUUUUAACCACACCUGAGUUUGAGGGAGUAGGUUACGCCCCAACCUUUGAUAGAUUAUUAGUUUAUAGUCAAGAUAAAGUCAAGAGUGAAAAUAUGACAGCUUUAAUAGCCUGGUGUCAAGAUAAAGUCAUCUGUUGUUGGUGUAAGGUAAGAGAAUAUUGGGCUGUAGGAGAUUAUAAGAAACAACUUGAAGAAAAGGAGAGACAAGUCGAAAUUCUCGAGAGAAAACUACGAGAGGCUGAAAAGAAAAUUGAGGAAGCAUCAAUAUGUACAGAAUCAAAUUUAUCACUUCCUGUAUCGCAACCACCGUUAUCUCCCUUUCACUCGAGCUCUGUUGACCCUACCACCCCUCAACCUCUUAUAGUACCAGAUAUAUCAAAUCCUGUUACAUCUCUACCACUUGCUUCAGUUGAACUCCCUUCGGUUUGUUUCCCAGUCCCUAUUGUCAGUGUUCCAGUGGCCCCACCCCCUCAAGCUGGUGCUCCCCCACCUCCUCCACCUUCAGCUGGUGCCCUCCCACCUCCACCCCCACCCCCUCCAGCCAUAAAAACACCAACGUCAACGAAAUUGAUCAUCAACAAGAAACAGAAUGGUAAUCUAAAGCUAAAAGAACAGACUGGCCUAUUCGUGACUCCGGAAGCUUUGAAAGGAAUUCGAUUACGUAAAACAGAUAACAAUCAGAAAAACACAACAGAAUCAUCGACACCAAGUGGACUAGUGACUUUAGAACAGUUAAAAACAGUGAACCUACGUAGAACUCAAUCAGCUAGAUCUAUUAGUGAUGUUGGUAAAGAAAACAUACAUCAAAUAUUGGCUCAGGAGAUGUUAAAUAGACGUGCACUGAAAAAAACUACCAUCAAAAGAAGUCCUGGUGGAACCCCAUUAUGUGAUAAUAAACGAAAACGUGAAAGUGGUGUAGGAUUAACUCCAGUUAUGACCAGAGCUUUAAAACGUAAAUUCAGACUAGCUAAACGUGAGAGUCUAUCAUCAGAUGAUGGAGGUUGUUCGAACCAGUCCAGUCCUAAUGGUUCUAUCUGUAACCAAACCAUCAACUCAUCAGCUGGUGAUUUAUCCUGGUCCUCACCGACAGAUUCACCGACUAAUUUCUCAUUCUGUCGCGAUGUGACGUCUCCGUUAUCUGAAAGACUUUCUAUUUCACCCAAUAUCACCACUUCCUCACCAAAUCUUAGUAAUCUGUAGUAUAUCAUAAAAU